AUGUUUGUAAACGGUGUUCAACUUAUCAGUUCACGGUUGGAAAACAUUAGUUUGGACUAUCAAAGAAACAUGCAGCCAAUACCAGAAAGACCGCCGAUUUGCCCGAAAACCCAGCUACCUCAUUUACAUCUGACACCUUCUGAUGCCGGUCAGAAGAAGACUGAUGGAAGUCCACAAGAAACAGAUAACCCGUGGCUUCUUAAGCCUCAGCAUGAGAUUCCCGCAACGCCUCCCCCUCAGAAAAAUCAACAGGCCGUCAAUUACUUCCAGCAAAGGAUAGGAUAA
Messenger RNA from Parnassius mnemosyne (clouded apollo), 285 nucleotides. The record is from the annotation of a GenBank genome assembly. NCBI's taxonomy places the organism in Eukaryota, Metazoa, Arthropoda, Insecta, Lepidoptera, Papilionidae.